GGUUCCGAUUCUCUUGCCUGCUCUCCUCUCUCCCGUCUGGGGCGAACAUCCACGAAAGCCUUCCUCCCGUCGUCGUCAAUGGCUUCUGAUGGCUUCGCCGACAAGAACGCCGUGUUCAGAAAGGUCAAAUCCAAGCCCGAUAACAAGAUGUGCUUCGAUUGCAACGCGAAGAACCCGACGUGGGCGUCGGUGACCUACGGGAUCUUUCUAUGCCUCGAUUGCUCUGCCGUUCACCGCAGCCUUGGUGUGCACAUCAGCUUCGUAAGGUCUACAAAUUUAGACUCUUGGACUCCUGAGCAGCUGAAAAUGAUGGUGUUUGGAGGCAACAACCGCGCACAAGUUUUCUUUAAGCAGCAUGGAUGGACAGAUGGUGGCAAGAUUGAGGCCAAAUAUACAUCUAGGGCAGCAGAAUUGUAUAGGCAGUUACUUACCAAAGAGGUUGCUAAGAGCUCUGCUGAGGAUACUGGAUUACCUGCAUCACCUGUUGCAGCAUCCCAUUCACCACAAGCAUUGAAUGGACUUCAUGAACUCAAGCCCGCAGAUACACCCGAUGAUAAUCCAAAUGUGGCAUAUGAGACUGAAACUACCCGAUCCCCUAAAGCUCCAGUUCGUUCUGCAUUUAUAAGUUCUGUUAAGAAACCGAUUUAUACAAAGAAGUCUGCAAGCAAGACUGGAGGGCUUGGUGUCAGGAAGCUCACGACAAAGCCAAAUGAAAGUCUUUAUGACCAAAAGCCUGAAGAACCAGCACCCGUGGCAGUGCCAGCUAAUUCUAACGGGACAAUUGGUCAGUCAUUUCCUUCUCGAUUUGAGUAUAUGGAGGACACACCUUCCAUCGAGGGCACUGGUGGCUUUGAAGUGAUCAAUCAUGUUGCUCCACCGAAGUCUUCAAGCUUUUUUCAAGACUUUGGAAUGGAUGGUGGAUUUCAGAAAAAAUCAAGCUCCAUUUCUUCAAAAGUACAGGUACAAGAAGGUAAUGAAGCAAGACAGAAAUUUUCAAAUGCAAAAUCAAUAUCAUCAGCCCAAUUCUUUGGUGAUGAGAACAGAGCUAGUGAGGCCCAAAUAUCGUUGGAAAAAUACACGGGGUCAACAUCCAUUUCAAGCGCCGAUCUCUUUGGUCGUGAAAAUGAUUCGGGACUCGACCUGACUGCUGCAGACCUAAUCAACAGAAUCUCCUUCCAGGCAUCACAAGAUAUAUCAUCGCUGAAGAACAUAGCGGGGGAGACUGGGAAGAAGUUGUCGUCUUUAGCCUCCGGUCUGAUCAAUGACUUCCAGGCCAGAAUGCUUUGAGUACGCUGCCUAAGGUCACAUUCGUAUACCAUGUUCAACAGCUAGCUGAUCGAUAAACAGCUUCUUAUCUUCUCUAGAAAUUGCUUGUCCGACGUCAAAAGCUUAAAUUUAUCUUCCUUUUGUUUUUUUUUUUUAAUUCCUUUUGAGUUGUAUUAAUAAACCUCAGUAGUUGCUUUGCGCUGCCGACUCAGGCGAUGCAGUUGGAGCUACGUAACCAUACUAGUAACUGUCUUCCUCAGAAGUUUAUAUGCUCUUCUAUAUUUCCCGA
Molecule: messenger RNA, 1555 nt
Organism: Musa acuminata subsp. malaccensis (wild Malaysian banana)
Lineage: Eukaryota; Viridiplantae; Streptophyta; Magnoliopsida; Zingiberales; Musaceae
Product: probable ADP-ribosylation factor GTPase-activating protein AGD8
Biological process (GO): COPI coating of Golgi vesicle
Molecular function (GO): GTPase activator activity
Source: RefSeq, a predicted model, not a curated record